Molecule: messenger RNA, 1521 nt
Organism: Saprolegnia parasitica CBS 223.65
Lineage: Eukaryota; Oomycota; Saprolegniomycetes; Saprolegniales; Saprolegniaceae
Exons: 8
Coding region: 1-1521 (506 amino acids)
Biological process (GO): chloride transmembrane transport
Molecular function (GO): protein dimerization activity; chloride channel activity
Source: RefSeq, a predicted model, not a curated record
AUGGCCGUCGAGCUCGUCGAGAACCCCAAGGCCGCCAUGACGGCGCCGGACGCCAAGACGCUGCACGUGUCGAGCGACCCGUUUGAGCAAAAGCACGGCUACAGCUACGACUAUGUCUACGUCUUCAAGGUCCACGACCAGGACGCGACCUUAUCGGCGGCCCAAACCGCGCACUCGAUGCGUAUGAUCCUCCAGCGCCUCGCAUCGGCCGGCCUCGAGACCAAGCUCUUCUACUCGGCCCAGCGCGACCUCGUGUUUUGCAAGAUCCGCGCGGCCCUCGAGCGGCUCUGCAAGGAGGCCGACCGUAUCGACCUCAAGCUCGAGUUGGACCCCAAGCACCUCAAGGCAUUGGCCGAGGCCGGCAACCCCAGCCAUGGCAUUGCACCCAUCGUCAUUGCAGAAGAGAGCCAUCAGACGAAGCGCAGUCCGUACCAAAACAUCUUUGGCAAGUACGACAUGGACGAGCGGCUUCAAAAGGUCUACAAACGCUAUGGCCCCAAGCGCAUCCCGUUCCGCGGCGUCGACCGCAUCAAGCUCAUCCAGAGCAUCAUUGACGCGAGCACGACCGACGGCGGGUGUGGCCUCAACACGCAGCAACUUGUACUCGACCAGUGUGUCUUGACGGCCUAUGCGCUGCACGACUUUGAGGAGCGUGAGAAGCUCAACGCCAAGUGGAUCAACUGGACGACACGGCCGUCGCAGCAACCGUUCCGAGAGAUCAAAGACUACUAUGGAGAGAAAGUCGGCCUCUACUUUGCCUGGCUCGGCCACUACACGUCGUGGCUCGUCGCGCCGUCGAUCGUCGGCGCCAUCAUGCUGGCCGAUAUCGUCAUUGAAGGCACGGUCGAUGCGCGCUUCCUCGCUGCCUUUGGGAUCUUUAUGGCGCUCUGGGGCACACUCUACCUCGAGUCGUGGAAGCGCCGCAACGCUGUCGUGCGCCUCGAGUGGGGCAUGGACGGCUACGAAAAGGAAGAGAAGGACCGCGCCGAGUUCCGCGGCGAGGACGUUCCGUCGCCGAUUGACGGCCGAACGAUCAAGUAUUUUAGCCCUGCCGAGCGCACGUCGCGAGUGCUUCGAUCGCUUCUCUUCAUCUUCGCACUCGUGCUCCUCGUCGUGGGCGCCGUGACCGCCAUCUUCGUCUUUCGCUUUGUGAGCUCCAAGGGCCAGCCGUGGUACCCGUACACAACGAUCUCCAUGCACGGCAAGGAUGUGCCGCUCGCAUCGCCCAUUGCAUCGAUGCUCAACGCCGUUCAAAUUCAGGUCAUGAACGGCAUCUACAUGAAUGUCGCGGUGCGCCUCAACAACUAUGAAAACCACCAAACCAACACGCAGUACGAAGACAACUUGAUCGCGAAAGCCUUCCUCUUCCAGUUUGUCAACUCGUACGCAAGUCUCUUCUACAUUGCCUUUGUCAAAACCUAUGUCGACGGGUGCUCGGCCGAUGACGCCGGCGGCUGCAUCUACGAUCUUAUGGUCGCGCUCGGCAUCAUCUUUGGCCUCCGCCUCACGUAUGCUAUUUGA